This is a messenger RNA of Acanthosepion pharaonis, 1146 nucleotides long. The record is from the annotation of a GenBank genome assembly. Lineage: Eukaryota; Metazoa; Mollusca; Cephalopoda; Sepiida; Sepiidae.
AUGGCCUUAACUGUGGGUAUUGUAGUAUGCGCCGUUAUCUUAGCUGUGGCAUUUAUUGCAUCAUUUGCUCGACCCGAGACUCCUACAUGCUACACCACAACCCAGGAACCUGUGAUCAUCCCUCCGGAAGAGGUCAAUAACACGAAACCAGAACCAAUAUCUUACAAUGGCAAGUUGUUUCCAUGGAACCAUAUUCGUCUGCCAAACACCAUUCAACCUUGGACCUAUGAUCUGUUUCUUCAUCCCAACUUAACCACCACCCUGGUCAUAGGAAAUGUGACCAUUUUAUGCCAAACUUCAAGUUCUACUAAUUUUAUUGUUUUACAUGUGGAUUCAAUGAACAUCACAGAAAUAACUGUUCAUUCCCAUUUUAACAAUGAAGUCAUUGGCACCCGAGAAGUUCUCUUCUAUCAAGCAAAUAGUCUUAUGUAUAUUAAACUGGAUCGUCCUCUUGAGAUAAACGAGUUGUUUGACCUGCGUAUCUACUUCAGAUAUCACCUGCUUGAAAUAUUAAGUGGAUUCUAUUUAAGCUCUUACACUGCAGAGGAUGGUUCAACAAGGUAUUUGGCGACAACUCAAUUUGAAGCCUCAGGAGCACGGAAAGCUUUUCCCUGUUUUGAUGAACCACAGAUGAAAGCCAAUUUUAGUCUUUCAAUGGUGAGAGAGGAGCGGCAUAUCACACUGUUUAAUAUGCCCUUGAAGUCCACUUCAGCCUACAUGCACGGGCUGACUCUGGAUUCAUUUGACACAACUCUGAAAAUGAGCACCUAUCUUGUGGCCUUUGUGGUGUCAGAUUUUGUUAAUCAAACAAAGUAUUCUGCAAAUGGAAUUCAGGUGCGCGUCUUUGCAAACAAAGAGAACAUCCACCUGACGUCUUAUGCUUUGGAUAAUGCUGUUACAAUUCUUGAUUAUUUUGAAAAAUUUUAUGGUUUGCCUUAUCCGUUGCCGAAAUUGGAUCCAGACCAUUAUCUUUCUCUUUACCGAUCCAGACCAUUAUCUUUCUCUUUACCGAUCCAGACCAUUAUCUUUCUCUUUACCUGUCCAGACCAUUAUCUUUCUCUUUACCAGUCCAGACCAUUAUCUUUCUCUUUACCUGUCCAGACCAUUAUCUUUCUCUUUACCUAUCUAUAUCAUUUAUCUAUUUGA